Notolabrus celidotus (New Zealand spotty) is the source of this 1605-nucleotide messenger RNA. Its product is annotated as cilia- and flagella-associated protein 157-like. Bases 145 to 1533 code for a protein of 462 amino acids. The transcript has 9 exons. Gene Ontology annotation, cellular component: cilium; ciliary basal body. Gene Ontology annotation, molecular function: microtubule binding. Lineage: Eukaryota; Metazoa; Chordata; Actinopteri; Labriformes; Labridae. The record is from RefSeq and is a predicted model, not a curated record.
UCCCAAGCAACGGCUGUUUCUCAAAGUAAACAUUUCCGUUGAUUUAAUACAGAAAAACAUCCUUUAAAGGGAUUAAAGGCAGAAAAACAACACAAUACAAACAAUAAGGGUUAGAAUAUUCAAGAGGAAGCUUCACACAGCAGUAUGGAGGAUAAUAAAACCUCAGACGACAGAGAGAAGUCUUUAUAUCUGACUCAAAUUCAACACCUGGAUAAGAAGCUGGAGAGGUGUCAGCUGAAAUGUGACGAGCUGGAGAUGCAGAACAAGUACCUGGUCCACCAUUGCAGGCUGCUGGAGGAAGACAAGACAGAUAUCUGUGAGUACCUGAAACUCUCUGCGACUGAGAAAAAGAAGAUGGCCGAUGAGCUGGCAGAGAAGCUGGCUGAGAAGCUGGAGACUCAGCGGCAGGCUGAAGAACAGGACCUGAAGGAGCUGAAGCUGCAGCAGAGCCUGGAGACGGAGGAGCUACAGGAGCAGGUCGACAAACUGAAGUCACAGAUUAAGACUCACGCUGCACGGUCUGAGGAGCAGCGGCAGCAGAAGGAGCAGCUGAAGCAGCAGCUGAAGCAGCAGCUGUGUGACGAAGGGUCUCUGGAGGAGGAGCUGCUCUGUCAGAAAACGGAGCAUCAAGCUGUCAUCAAGAAUCUGAAAGAGGAAAUAGAGUCUGAGAUAUCCAGCAUGACUGCUGAGAAGGAGAAGUCAGCGGAUGAUUGGUCUAAGACGAGGAUCUUAGAGGUCGUCCAGGAGGAGAAGGUGCAGCACAGAAGGCUGAAGCAGCAGCUGAAACUGAUGUUGGAGAACAUCAAGGGUCUGGAGGAAGAGAGACUCACAGCGCAGAGAAAUAAAAUAGUGCUCAGCUGUGUGAUAGAAGAUCUGAAGGAACAGUCCGCGAAGAUGGAGCAGGAGAUUCUCACCAGUAAGACGAAAGGCGAGCAUCUGGCAGGGCUGAGCGAGGAGAUGAAGAGGACAAAGGAGCGCUGUGUCAGAGUCAGAGAGUCUACUUUGAGCCUGAUGAGCGACCUCAGUCAACAGCUGGACUCAGCAGAGGAGGAGCACUCUCAUAAAACAGCCAUGGCCAGUCAGCUGGAGGCGGAGCUAAAUGAAGCGAGGAUCAUAGAGGCUCGGCUGGAGGGUGACAUGAAGAAAGCAGUCUUCCUCCUCAGACACAUCCUGGAGGACUCAGACGAGGCCUCAGAGACUCUGCUGAAUCAGGAGCUGCUGAAGGUCCUGAAGAAGAACGCCCCUCAGGGAGCAGACUCCGCCCUCAGGGACUCCAUUGAAACAAGAAGUGGGGGACUGACGACGAAGACCUCGGACCCUGAAUCAGACAGAGCGGAGACCCUGAACCUCGCCUCAGAUCCUCUGUUCCUGUUGGCCCGCUUCCAGCCCGGAGACCUUGGCGUCAUACCUCGACCCAGGUGGAACCUCAGCAGCAGGUGCUCGGUGAACCUGCACCCAGCUGCCUCUCAGCAGAGUGUGUCCACAGACCCUGAGUGUCCACACACAGGAGCCUCCUCCUCUGCAGACUGCUGAACAUGACCCAUCAUCAAACAGGAAGCGAGGUGAACGUCAGGAUAUUUCAAAAUAAAAGUUGUACUCACUUCA